ACCACGUGUGCACCCACUCACACACACACGUACACAUCUCCACACAUCCCCAACACCUGACGGAUACUUCCUUACCUAUUUGUCACCCUGGUGGAGCUGUCUGAAGCUAGAGUAGCCAGCUAAAGUGGGAUAUUUGAGGGCGUGGCAGUGUGGGUGCGUGUGUGCGUGUAUAGCCAUGAUGAGUGGCUGGUGAGGCGGCGUCAGUAGUCCACCAACAGUCUUACUAACAUCACCUGUGCUCCUCCUCUUCCUUCAUACAGCCAUGGACAGUGACCCCGCCAGUGACCUCACCGGGGAGAGGAAGCAGGUGCGGGUGUGGGGUGAUGGCUGCUAUGAUAUGGUACACUUUGGGCAUGCAAAUGCGCUCCGUCAAGCAAAAGCUAUGGGAGACUACUUAAUAGUUGGUGUGCACACAGAUGAAGAGAUCAGUAAACACAAAGGUCCGCCUGUCUUCACACAACAAGAGAGAUAUAAAAUGGUCCGAGCCAUCAAGUGGGUGGAUGAGGUGAUUGAAGGAGCACCCUAUGUUACCACCAUAGAAACUUUGGAUAAAUAUAAUUGUGAUUUCUGUGUACAUGGAGAUGAUAUCACCAUGACUGCUGAUGGUGUUGACACUUAUCACAUCGUCAAAGCUGCCAAGCGAUACAAAGAAUGCAAGAGGACUGAGGGCGUCAGUACAACAGAUUUGGUUGGAAGAAUGUUGUUAAUGACCAGACAACACCAACAGGUUGGAGAUGCUGAGUAUCUUGUUGAGCGUGGCCAUUCAGAUAGUCUGGGAACUGAUGCCAGUGCUCGAUCACCGUGGACUGGUGUCACUCAGUUUCUUCCAACGACACAAAAAAUUAUGCAGUUCUCCUCUGGGCUUACGCCAAAGGCUAGUGACAAGAUUGUGUAUGUGGCUGGAGCAUUUGACCUGUUUCAUGUUGGACAUUUGGACUUUCUGGAAAAGGCUCGUCAGGAAGGAGACUUCCUCAUUGUCGGACUCCACACAGACCCUGUCGUUAAUCGAUACAAAGGGGCAAAUUACCCUAUUAUGAAUCUGCAUGAGCGUGUUCUUUCUGUUUUGGCUUGCAAAUAUGUGAGCGAAGUUGUAAUAGGAGCCCCAUAUUCUGUAACAGCGGAUUUGAUGGACCAAUUAAAAGUGAAUUUGGUGUGUCAUGGAUUGUCUGAGAUCAUGCCAGAUGCUGAUGGCUCGGAUCCAUAUGCCGAGCCCAAGAGGAGGAGCAAAUUUAAGCUGCUGGAUUCUGGAAAUGACAUGACCACCCAGAGAAUUGUGGAGAGGAUCAUUGAACACAGGUUGGAGUAUGAAGUGCGAAAUAAGCUAAAAGAGAAAAAGGAGAAGGCUGCUUUUGCUGCAUACAUGAAAGCCAAAGCUGAGGGCCACACAGACAUCGGCCAGAUAAAAGGAGAGUGACCAUUCGUCCGUAAUAUGAAAGCUGGCUCAUGCAUUAUAUUAUAAUUUUCUCAUGUUUGUUAUAAGAAAUAUUUUGUACAUUUUAUAUUUAUCAUACUUAGUGGGCCUUUUUCUUAUAAGUCUUGGUGUUCCGUGGUCAUGGUAUACUAACCAAAAAAAUGAACACAUUUCAAUUCAGGUUUUUACUGGGAUUUAUUUAUCAUAAUGAGAAGAGACAAGACCAUCAAUGUUAUAAUGAUUAGGUGUAUGGUUAGUGGUUGUUGACUGAAACCAUGACCACAGUCUGUCCUAACUUGUCUUGUAAAACUUUAUGACCACUUGUUGAAGAAUGAAAUAUAGUACUAUACAGAAUGUAUAAAUUUUAUAGAACAAAUACACACAUUUUGUAAAACAUUAAUUAUAUAUAAAUAGUAUAAAUAAUGUAAAUGUUUUUAACAAGAGUUUAUAUUGAUUCUACAGGUACAAUUUAAAAAUGUAAUGAAUCUUGACAGGGAAACCUAUUUUUUCCACGUACAUGCAUUGAAAGGUAGCCUAGGGUAACAUCAGUGGUUGUGAACAAAAUUUUGGAACUCUAGAAGCCAAAGCAAAAUACAAUACAGAAAAUUGUGUGGUGUAUAUUCUGUGGUUUAGGGGAAGGAGAAACAUAAUUUUCUACAUUAAGGAACAAAGUUGGUCUAGUCAUUUUGGCAAUAAAUUCAUCCAUUAUCUGUAGAUGUUUUAGGUUCAUUGACAAUGUUGAAGUUCUAUUUUUAUUUUACAUCCAACUUCAAUGAAGCUGUAAUCUACCAGUGCUCCCAUUGAAACUUUUACAGUGAUUAAUUUUAUUCAUUGAGUUUUAUUCCCAAGCUGGAGAUUGCUAGAGAAUGAAGGAUACACUUAACAGUGAGUUCAGUAUACUGACUUAGGAUUUGGAAAGUGGCAAAGAUUAUUCUUCCUAUAUUUUAUCAUAGUGAAUAAAUGGAAAAGGAAUGAAAUGAUUGUUAAUUUUCCAUUAUUAACUUGAAGUUUUAAAUAUAGUGUAUAUGAAGCUAGUCAGAACAAGAUGGGGCUUUUUUUUCUUGAAGGUUUUCCUUUAUUUUGAAAGUUGAGCAAGUUUUACAUAUUGUAUUACAUGUGCUCAUACUUCUUAAUUUAUUGAAUAUGUUUGAUGUGACCAAACUACAGUAUAAUGAAAAUAGGUAUUUCUUAUAAUAUUAUUUUAACUGUGUGCAAGUGAUGUUAGGCAAGUUUUGUGUUAUGGGAAACUCUUAGGUUAAACAAGUGUAGUUUCAGAGUAAUUGCAAGUACUGUGAAAUAGUAGCACGUAGUUAGAUGGAGAAUUCAGCUAUUGGGAUGCACUUGUCUAUUAAAAUAAAUCUUGUGUCUAAAACAACCGAUAAAUUUUAAUCUUUUGCAUCCAGAGGAAAUAGUAGAGUUUUACUUGAGGUUUUUAUUUUGAGUGUGUGGAUGAAUGUUCAAAAAAUGAAUCACUGAACAAUACACAACGAAUACACUCAUUGCGCACUGUGGCGGUGGAAUUAUCUUCAAUUACUGUGCUCCAUUGUUCAAAUUUCUCAGUGUAAUGAGUAGUCUUGCAGAGAUUUUUAGUUUUACAUCAUGUCUCAUUGCAUGUUUUAUGUAAUUAGUAUUCAAAAAAUAUAAAUUAUUGUUCAGAAAUUUAAAAUAUAUAAAGCAAAUCAGUUCCUCAUGGUUUAACUUUAAGUAAAUCACUACAGUAGCUAGAAAAAUACAGUAGUUUUUGGUGUAUAUAAUUCCUUAAAAUAACAUUUAAUACACAUCCACUUUGAUACUUGUGUUGAUAACUAUGACAAGUUAUUGAAAGUUAUUCACUGUACCUUACUGUAUAUAUUUGUUUUUUAUUCAGUGUGAAAGUUCAUUUGAGGAUUGUGACCUAUUUGUGUGACUAUUUAUAUGAAAAUGAGUACUUGUUUGCUUUUGGUAUACAAAAACACUAUACAUGGAAGUAAUUUUAAAACUAAUCUUUACAACCAUUGUUUGUUUUUUUAACAAGCACCAAACCCACACGAGUCAUACAGCAUAGUGCUUUAUAAAGACUGAUUCCUUAAACACCCUAUAUUGUAAUGAACACUGCAGCUGUACUAUCAGUUGUAGCAUAUUUCCAGAUGUAAUAUACAGGUACAUAUAUGUUAAUAAACCAGAACAUGGGGCCUCACAAAUGUUAAUACAUUAUACAAUUACUUGUGAUCAUGUAGUGAUUAUUUAUACACUACGUAUGUGCAUAUCACUGAUUUACUUUUGACUAAGAAUUAAUUUAAAAUCUACUCAUUUUUAAUUGCCAUCCUUCAAGAGAUCAUAAGACAGAUAAUUGAAAAAUUUUCUAGCAAGUUCUCUUAUUACAAGUUUUAUCUAUAAUGUGUGCAGCUAGCAUGCCUAAAGCAAGUGAGGUUACUUGAUGCCAAAAACCACCUUGAGAUGCUUCUAUGUGGUGGCCCUUUGUUUUUUAAAUGGAGCGUAAAACAUUAUUUUGGUAGGCAAGGAGACGCUGAAUGGGUUGUCAUCCAAUAAAGACCUGUCAGACGGCCCUUGUCCUCUUUCCUGAUGAGCAAGACACAACCUGAUAACAAAGCAAACAUAUUUUUUAUACGAGUAAAGAUAAUACUGGUUUGCAAAAGGAGGACCCCAUGAAGAGAUAUAUUGAUAAAACAAAUUCAGUGAUGCUGUACAGUAUAAGAUAUAAUUUGUGCAUGUUUUCAAAGUGAUUAAUGUUCCAUCAAAAAUUGUUGCUGCCUUAAUUCAUCUUGACCUUAUUAAGUAUUCAGUAAAACUGACAAAAUUUGUUAAAGUAUUCUCUUCCAGGAAAUCAGUUAUAUAUAUGGAAUAUGUAUUUGUUAAGUAACCUAAUGAGCACCUUAAUUUAUAAAGGAUAGUGAGUACUGUAGCAUAUUUUGGAUGGGCUUAAAUAGUGAAUGUAUGUAUUUGCCUUCAAAAUUUGGCACCCAGGAAGACGGGUGUGGGAAAUUUAAUGAAAUUCAAAUUAAAGAGCCUAUGCAAAUUUGAUUCUGCAUAAAAGUCGAGCAUUAGUGUAGGCAUACAUCAUGAAUAUGAUGGGUUAGGUUUCAGACCACCCCCAUAGAGUGAAUCACAGCUUUCUUUUUCACUUGCCAGUGCACAAAAAAGCCUAAGAACAUGUUUACACUAUCAUGAAGUACACAAUAGCACUAAGCCUAAAAAAAAAGAUGAAGUAAAAAUGAUAAAUCUUUUUUUUAAAUUGCUGAGAACCAUCUUAAGAGCAAGGCAAACUCUAAAAAUAAUAAUCAUAAAUAUAAUUGAAAAAUGCCCUAUUUGCAAAGGAAGUGCCAUAUUAAUGAGGCGUGCCUGUAUUUAGGUAGUAGCAGAAAAUCGUAAAUGUCUUAGAACCCACUAUCAAAUUUUGUUAUCUACUAGAUAACAGGCCUUCCUAAAGAAGGACCAACGUAUGCCUGAGGAAUAUGCUGUAUCAGUCUUAACAUCAGUAUCUUAAAUCUUUUACAGGAUUUCUCUUCAGUGGUUCUGCAUAAGGGAACUUUUUUCUUCAUGAAAUGGUAAUACAGUACUGAAAUUUUGCUCAAAUGUAAUAAAUUCAAAGUGUUAUUUUAUUUUUGCAAAGGAAGAGUUGAGUGGGAAUGAUGAUCACAAUAUAUCUUUUAAUAAUUAAAUAGUAAAUAAUUUAAUUGCUGUACUGUAUUGAUGAAAUUCAAAAAAUAGCAUCAAAUUUACUGUUACAGCACUAGUCUUUACAUGUGUACCUUGAAAACAAAUUUUUAAUAGGCAAAAUUGAAACAUUAUUUACUGAAUGUGGUUUUAUUUGCUCUUAAAAUUGAGAGAAUACAGUAUAGUAUUUAAAACAAAUGAUUCAUGAUAUUUUGUUUUUAAUGCUUUAUAAUUAAAGGCAUGUAAUAUAUUCUUUCUUCAUAUAUGAACUUUUUCCAUUGUGUAUGAAACCACUGUCACCAAAACUGCACUAUUGAUUAUUAGGUUCCCAUUCUAUAUUGUUGAUUCAAACUAUCUUAUUUGGUUAUUAUCUGCAUAAAUAUCAUUUUCAGAGCGGCAGUGACUUGAUCUUGCCACCGCCAAGUGCAUUUAUAGAUAAGGCUGCUAAGCUGUUGGUAUUUUCUAAAAAGCACAGAAUGCAGUGGUUAGUGAUGUAUUAUAAUUAGCAAAUUGGUACCUGAUGUGUGUGAUGAGCAAUUAGUUGCCUUUGGUCAGAUUUUCACUGUGAUCCCUAAGAUAAUCUUAUUUUUUGCUUGUCUGAAUGUCUUGUCCUUCCUGGCUCUGUAGGCAGCGCUCUUGCCUCACACACAGAAUGUCCGUGGUUCAAUCCCUUACCUGGUAGAAAUGUUGGGGAUGUUACCUUACACCUGCUGUCACUGUUCACCUAGCAAGCAAGUAGGUACCUGGAUGUUAAUUGACUGGUGUGGGGGGACAAGACUGAAGGACCCCAGUGGAAAUAAGACAGACAGUCCUCAAUGAUAUGCUGACUUUCAUGGGUUAUCCUGAGUGGCCAAUCCUCCGGGUUAAAAAUCCUUACAAAUCUUAACUUAUAAAUCUCCAUAUUAACCAGGAGCACUGAAUGACCCCCCACAGGUUUAGCGCUUCCAUGAAUAUAAUCAAUAUUAAUAUUUCUUGUGUUAAUUAGAAGUGCACAUAUAAAAAGGUUUCUGUAGCUGAACUGGUUGAUAGACUUUUAAUACAGAUUUUUCAUCAAGUUACCUAAGAAACUCUCUUCUCUUGGUGGCAGUGUUGUGAGAAUAUAAAGAGUAUGUAACAGUUAUCAUUCCUCAUUUUAGCUGUACAGAGU
Molecule: messenger RNA, 6212 nt
Organism: Cherax quadricarinatus
Lineage: Eukaryota; Metazoa; Arthropoda; Malacostraca; Decapoda; Parastacidae
Gene: Pect
Product: phosphoethanolamine cytidylyltransferase
Biological process (GO): phosphatidylethanolamine biosynthetic process
Cellular component (GO): cytoplasm
Molecular function (GO): ethanolamine-phosphate cytidylyltransferase activity
Source: RefSeq, a predicted model, not a curated record